Molecule: messenger RNA, 1921 nt
Organism: Magallana angulata
Lineage: Eukaryota; Metazoa; Mollusca; Bivalvia; Ostreida; Ostreidae
Exons: 2
Coding region: 48-743 (231 amino acids)
Molecular function (GO): protein binding
Source: RefSeq, a predicted model, not a curated record
AUUAAGUCAAUUUUUCUCUUAUCUUCGCUAUUACGAACACAAUAACAAUGGUAGUGUUGUUAUGUCUGCUUCUCUGUUUUGGUCCCGUGCUAAGUUUUCUUAUUCCAGAAUCAUGCGACACUAUGGAUUGCAAGUUGGAUCAUGUGUUGCAUAUCGUCUCCAAACAGCAAGGCAUAAUGGACCAACAGUCCAGACAGAUUGCUGCACUAGAGAAACAACUGUCAACCAUGUCUUGUACGAAGGAUAACACGGGUCAAAAUCAAACGGAGUCUGGAACAACAACAAAGGGUGGCCACAAUACGCAGAGUUUAAUAUCAGGGCCACAAACAACCAUUCCAUCUUUCUACGCAGUUAAAUCUCGAGAUCAGCGAGAUCUUGCAAAAGGCGAGAGAAUCAUGUUUGAAACGGCGAUUACCAAUGCGUUCAAAGCAUAUGAUAUAUAUUCUGGUGUCUUCAAGGUUCCGCUAAAAGGAGCAUACGCUUUUACGUGGACUAUAGCCAUGAAUAACAUUGACAACCACGCUUGUUUCUCUCUUUUUGUCAAUGACGUUGUGGUUGGACAAACGUACUUGUGGAACAACGGAAGUGACGCAGUAUCAACGGGAUUUUCGGUCGUAGAGGUUAAUUCUGGUGACGACGUAUACAUGAGUGUUUGCAAUGUUAGCCAGCCAUUGGGUGAAAUAGUUAGCGACGUAUUCCGCAAGACAAGUUUUGCUGGAUGGUGUAUAGCAUGUGUGGGAUAGCUAGGUGUACAUUAUAUGUGGGAUAUCUAUUUUUGUAACUUUCCUAAAAAAUAAUUUUGUUCUGAAUUUUCAGAAUUAUUAAUUAUUAAAUUUCCAGAAAAAUAACUAAACGAAACGGGCCAUUAAGCAUGUGAUGUUUUGAUACAUUUUCUCUGUUUCGCAUUGAUUUUUAUUCCAAUAUCCAAUGCAUUCGCAAUCUAAGGGGGUUUACAAAACCAAUUGAAACACCCUUUGAAAUUCUAUGUUCAUCUCUUUACGAGUUUUUUUUUUCAGAUUUGUCAUUCACUCGUUUUGUUGCAUUUUUAAGCAGUUUGAUCGUGACUACAAAAGUAAAACGAGACCACAACCAAACAAAAAAAACGUCAUAGAAUUAGUAGUCGAAGCAACCCGACGUUGUGUUUUAAGCGCACAAUGAACACUGCUGUUAUCAAAUACACAGAAUUGAUAAUUUUCUGCAAGCAAGCAAUUUUAUUUCUCGGAGAAAACGAUAGUCUUGCUAAAGUAAUAGUAUGGAAAGGAUUGCAUCUUAAUAAUAUUAAAGAAUGAACUAUUUCGGAUAAUCAUAAAUAAGAGUAUACGUGUAACACAACAUGUUUAAUAAGAAAUACAGGAAGAGAAAAGGUACAAAAAAGAAUUUGGAUAAUCUUAAAAUGAACAUUCAUAUUGAAUUUAACAGAAAGGGAUCUAAUGUUGCAUAUGCCUUGUCUUGCCAAUCCGUUAUUCUAAAAUUUUAAUUUAACCUUUUUUUAAAAAUAAAUUCACGAUGCAUCAUGGACAGUCUUCAGCAGAGGGUCUACCAUUGUGUUGACUUCAGACAACAUAUAUUUUGAUCUGGAGUUCUCUUCAAUUAAAUCGCUUGGAUGCUUUUUCUACAGGCAGAAAAUCUCUUAUUCAUAUAUCUCAAUUACUCUCCUUCCUUGAAUUGAUGAUUUAAUUUUUUUAGGAAAGCGAAAAAAUAUUAUUAUCCUGCCUUGAAUUUAUUUAUCAAACAACAGCAGAGACACAAAAUAUCUUAAGUAAGUUUGAUUCUUUGAGGCUUGGUUACCAUACCAUAUAUCUAUAGCAUUUAGCGAAUUUCUUAUAAUCUUGAGUAUCGUCUAAGGGAAAUGAAUAAUAAUAUUAACAAAAGGCAAAAAUCAAUAUUGAAAGAAAUUGAGUGGUUAUGUGUGUUUGGGGGA